Epithele typhae is the source of this 246-nucleotide messenger RNA. RefSeq lists its product as uncharacterized. The transcript has a single exon. The annotation marks the transcript as partial. The record is from RefSeq and is a predicted model, not a curated record. Gene Ontology annotation, molecular function: ATP binding; nucleic acid binding. Lineage: Eukaryota; Fungi; Basidiomycota; Agaricomycetes; Polyporales; Epitheliaceae.
CUCUCGAGUGAAGACAUCCAGCUACUUCGCCAGAUGUUGCGCGACAAGUUCCGCUGGCCCAACAACCUGAAGGAUUUCCAGGUCGACGCCAUCCGGGCACAGCUCAAAGGCGUUGACAUCAUUGUCCAAGCUCCCACAGGCGCGGGGAAGACCGCCCUUGCCGCUGGACCCCACGUCUGGCCCUCAUUUGAGCGCAGAGUGACCUUAAUGAUAUGUCCAUUGCUCACGUUAGAGGAUGAGAUGGUA